AUGUCAGAAUGGCUUCAAAAGGACGCAUUGACUGGUACCAAUUUAACAAUACCAGCGACCAAGGAUCCGAAAGUGACCACGGUGUGGUCUGUAGCUGUUUCCAUAUACUGUGUGGGGGGGAUGAUAGGGGGGGUCAUUACAGGGCUAGUGGCUGACAGAUUGGGUCGUAAAGGUGGAUUGAUGUGGAACAAUGUUCUUGUGUUCUUGGGAGCUGGCUUACAAGGUUUCUCCAAGAUGGCGAAUUCUUCAGAAAUGUUAAUCGUUGGCCGGUUAUUCAUUGGCGUCAACAACGGACUAAAUGCUGGUUUAGCUCCGAUGUAUUUGGCCGAAAUAUCACCCGUGUCAUUGCGUGGUUCUAUCGGAACAGUCUACCAGCUGGUGAUCACAAUGACAAUACUCCUGUCGCAAGUUCUGGGCUUGGAAACAGUGCUGGGCACACCUUCUGGGUGGCCAUGGCUUUUCGCCGUUACUGCCAUACCAGCGGUUGUGCAGCUGUGCACAUUGCCGCUGUGCCCAGAAUCACCCAAGUAUUUGCUGCUGAAUAAGGGCGCAGAACUGCACGCCCAGAGAGCUCUCAAUUGGCUUCGAGGCGACGUAGCCGUUCACGGCGAAAUGGAAGAAAUGCAUCAGGAAGCAGAAAAGAAUAAAGUGAGCAAGAAAGUGACUCUCCGUGAGUUGUUCGCCAACGGUCAGCUUCGGCAGCCCCUCAUCAUGGCGAUAGUCGUGAUGAUUGCCCAGCAGCUGUCUGGCAUCAACGCUGUCAUGUUCUUCUCAACGUAUAUCUUCACGCAGGCCAAUCUGAAUGAAAUGCAGAGUCAAUACGCAACGUUAGGUAUGGGCGGCAUGAACGUGGUAAUGACUGUAAUAAGUCUACUGCUUGUUGAGAUCGCCGGCAGGAAGACACUGCUACUCGUCGGUUUUAUGGGAAUGUUCAUAUGCACCGUCGGUCUAUGCGUCGCUAGCACAUAUACGGAGUAUUACCCGUGGGUGUCGUUCCUGUGUAUCGGCCUGGUGAUUCUGUUUGUCGUCACGUUCGCAGUAGGACCUGGAUCAAUACCCUGGUUCCUUGUUACUGAACUGUUCAACCAAUCAGCGCGGCCGGCGGCGUCAUCUGUCGCUGUCACUGUCAACUGGACAGCUAAUUUCAUCGUUAGCCUUAGUUUCCUGCCGCUCUUUACCAUUUUGAAGGCUAAUGUUUUUAUAGUAUUUGCCGUUUUCCAAGUUAUCUUUAUUCUCUUUAUCUGGAAGAAAAUACCUGAAACGAAGAACAAGACUGUCGAAGAAAUAACUGCUAUGUUUAGGCAACAACUUUAGUACCUAUUAUAUAUAUUUCAAAAUGACAAUUAGAUCUGAAUUUCCAAGAUGGCGUCCAAGCGUUCUAUUACUAAUCGACGUCAUAUUGAAAUUUUUUCUAAUCCAUAAUGUUUAAUAUGUAAGAUCACUUCUUGAUUGUGCAUUUCUUUAUAUUAUGCGGAGUGAAAAUAGAAAGAGUUAUCAUUCUUUCUCACUCAAACCCUUAUUGCUAACCAUACACAUGUGGCAAUACUACGUACUAUAAUAAUCAGUUUUAAAUUAUAAGCAAACAGAAUCUUAAGGUCAAAAUCGAAGAGAGGAAAUCCGAAAGCUAGUAUUUUUCUUACUAACUGUACUACUGUAAGUUGUUGCAAGUACAAGUUAGAUUAUUACUAGCCUUAUAUCGACGGCUACAAGCACAACCCAUACUGAGCCGAGCUGGCAACGCCGCAGUGGUCCUAUGCAAAAAUUAAUUACAUUAUUUUCCUUUUUGCGAUAUUUGGUUGUUGAUGUCUUCCGACCGAAAUGGUUGUUUGGUUGAAAAUACAAAUUGACCGGAAGUUUAUUUUAUUGCGUAAAAGAGUAACUAACAUCCUCACAAACUUUCGGAUUUAUAAUAUUAAAGUUAGAUAGGACCACUCAUUUUAAAAUUGCGACGUUGCCAAACUUAUUAGCACGGCUUGUAUCAACAAUAAUAAUAGGCUUUGCUACAGCACAUUAAGACUUAGCUUGGUGGUCCAAUCAAGAACAAGUGGAAGAACCUCCAGUCAGUCCUAUUCUUCGCGGUGGUCUUAAGCUUAAAAUAGCACUUUAUUACGUCUGUUUAACGUCUAUGCAACAUGUUACGCUUAAAACGGAAUCAAUUAGAUGUAAGCAAAGAGUUUUUAAUAGUUUUGUACCGACAGAUGUUUCAGUCUGUAGCUCAAAUAUACAGCAAACCCCAUAGUAAAAUCUCUCAAUCCAUAGAUUACAGACUAGGUAUACUUUUACUUAAUAUUUUAUUGUAGAAUGUAGAUUAAAAAAGAAAGAAAUUAUAAAAUGUACUAUUAUUGUAAAAGGUUUAUUUGUGUAUGUCAAAUAAUGUAAUUUAUUUGUUUAUUUAAAUGAAAUAAUGUUCUAAUUGACAGAAAAAUGUAUGGCCAGUUUUUUUGUCAUUUUUAAAAUGUAUUUCUUGCUCAGAAUAAAAAUAUCUUUAAAGUAUUGAUGUAGGUAAAAUACUUAAGUAGUAGCGUUCAUUGAAAAAUAUUUGAUUCUAUUUUAAAUAACCUUUAUAUUAUACUGUAUUUAGUUAUGUUUUAAUUUUAUUUUAGUUGUAGAUCUGACUAAACAUUUAAUAUUUUUUUUUAAAUAAACGAUAUACCUUAUAACAAAA
Leptidea sinapis is the source of this 2665-nucleotide messenger RNA. Its product is annotated as solute carrier family 2, facilitated glucose transporter member 1-like. The record is from RefSeq and is a predicted model, not a curated record. NCBI's taxonomy places the organism in Eukaryota, Metazoa, Arthropoda, Insecta, Lepidoptera, Pieridae. The transcript has 10 exons. Gene Ontology annotation, cellular component: membrane. Gene Ontology annotation, biological process: monosaccharide transmembrane transport. Gene Ontology annotation, molecular function: hexose transmembrane transporter activity. The coding region runs from base 1 to 1314 and encodes 437 amino acids.